Molecule: messenger RNA, 927 nt
Organism: Zygosaccharomyces rouxii
Lineage: Eukaryota; Fungi; Ascomycota; Saccharomycetes; Saccharomycetales; Saccharomycetaceae
Gene: PPH3
Product: phosphoprotein phosphatase PP4 catalytic subunit PPH3
Exons: 1
Coding region: 1-927 (308 amino acids)
Biological process (GO): peptidyl-serine dephosphorylation; double-strand break repair via homologous recombination
Cellular component (GO): nucleus; cytoplasm
Molecular function (GO): protein serine/threonine phosphatase activity
Source: RefSeq, a predicted model, not a curated record
AUGUUUGAUUUAGAUCGUAUCAUAUCAUUACUCCGGCAGGGACGCCAUAUCGCGGAAGAAACGGUUUAUACCCUUUGUCUGCUGUCACAAGAACUACUAAUGAAUGAGUCUAAUGUAACUCACGUAAAUACUCCAGUAACGAUAUGUGGGGAUAUCCAUGGUCAACUACAUGACUUAUUGACUCUCUUCGAAAAAAGUGGAGGUAUUGAAAAGAGUCGAUACAUCUUUUUAGGUGAUUUUGUCGAUAGAGGAUUCUAUUCAUUAGAGUCAUUCUUACUACUACUGUGCUAUAAGCUGAGAUACCCUGACCGUAUAACUUUAAUCAGAGGUAACCACGAAACCAGACAAAUUACCAAAGUAUAUGGAUUCUAUGAUGAAAUUAUGAGAAAAUAUGGUAAUAGUAACGUUUGGAGGUACUGCUGUGAAGUAUUUGACUAUCUGUCAUUAGGUGCUAUCGUAAAUCAAAGCGUAUUCUGUGUUCAUGGGGGUCUUUCGCCCGAUGUGAUGACAAUCGAUGAAAUUAGAAGUGUCGAUAGAAAGCAAGAAGUUCCACAUGAAGGUGCUAUGUGUGAUUUAUUAUGGAGUGAUCCCGAUGAUGUCGAUACAUGGUCACUAUCACCAAGAGGAGCAGGUUUCCUAUUUGGUGGUCAACAAGUUCAAGAGUUUCUGUCGAGAAAUGGUGUCGAUCUUAUUGCAAGAGCUCAUCAAUUAGUUAUGGAAGGCUACAAAGAGAUGUUCGACAACGGCCUUGUAACCGUUUGGUCAGCUCCCAACUACUGCUAUAGGUGCGGUAAUGUAGCUGCAGUCCUUAGAAUCGAUGAUGAUCUGUCCAGAUCUUACACCAUAUUUGAAGCUGUUCAACCUCAAAACGAUGUGGGUAAUACGAUACUGCCGACAAGGAAACCACAGAUGGAUUAUUUCUUGUAA